UUAGUUCAGUCAGUCAUUUAGUUUUGUGUGUUCCAACAAAACAUCAAUUAAUAAUAUAAAUUAUUAAAUUUAAAAUAAAAAAAAAAGCAGAAACAAUUUCAUUAUAAUGCCGUCGUUGCCAUCUCUUGAAAAGUCUUUAUUGGUUUUCUUUGUUCUUGUUGUCUCAAUGCUGUACAUAUCAGAUGCUUUACGCUGCUAUGCUUGCAGCUAUACGGCCAAUAGUGGAGCUAAUGAUUCUUGUAUUUACGAACCCAAGAAGAGUAUAACUUGUUCCAAGAAAUAUUGUACAAUAAUACGUCAAGAUUUAGUGCAUCCUGCUGGAUCAAUUGUUUCUUUUUCAAGAAGUUGUGAGGAUAAACCAUUGUACUUGAAUGCGGUGAAAACGGAUACAACCUAUAAAAUGUAUUUUCGUUCCUGCUCUUCAGAUCUUUGCAACGAUUCGGAUGCCAAACGUUCGGCAACAAACUCUGAUCCUAAUUUUGGAGCUUCGGAAAAUAUGGUCAUAAAAGGAAAAGAACAAAUAAAAAGCAGAAGCAAUCUAUGAUCAUUAAUUAAAAUAUAAAUAUCUUUACAGAUAAAUCUUACAAUUUUUUAUUUACAUUUUACUUAUUCUGUACUGUAUAAUCACAGUAAUAUUAAAUAUGCGCCUAAAAUUAUGCAAUACAUAUUGAAUAAAUUUUCUUUGAACAUUCAAUUACAGUCAAAGCCAUUUAUAACAAACUGCGGGGUUUUACACAUAAUUUUUGAAAAUUGUUAUACAAAAAGAUAAUCAUAUUAAAUUAUACUUGAAGGACUGAAAAAGUAGUUUGUUUUAUCAGAAUCCAGAAUUCGUUUUAAGCGGUUUUGACUGUAGUAAAACAAAAUUGUAUUGAAUUGAUAUAGAGGUUUUUGCAAAAGCUCUCCUUUUCCCAUUUAAUUCAAAUUGGCAAACAACAACAAUAAUAAUAGAAAAUAAGAUACAUAAAUAAAAAAAAAUAAAUUAAAAAUUUUGUAUGCAAUAAACAUG
Messenger RNA from Lucilia sericata (common green bottle fly), 1006 nucleotides. RefSeq lists its product as uncharacterized. The record is from RefSeq and is a predicted model, not a curated record. The transcript is spliced from 4 exons. Lineage: Eukaryota; Metazoa; Arthropoda; Insecta; Diptera; Calliphoridae. Bases 107 to 544 code for a protein of 145 amino acids.